This is a messenger RNA of Hemicordylus capensis (graceful crag lizard), 3244 nucleotides long. RefSeq names its product GIPC PDZ domain containing family member 1 (gene GIPC1). The transcript has 7 exons. The record is from RefSeq and is a predicted model, not a curated record. Bases 259 to 1254 code for a protein of 331 amino acids. Gene Ontology annotation, molecular function: protein binding. NCBI's taxonomy places the organism in Eukaryota, Metazoa, Chordata, Lepidosauria, Squamata, Cordylidae.
GGGGAGUGUGGGUGGAACUUGAUAUAUGAAAGACCUGGAAUGUUCCGCCUUAGCGGAAUAAGCUGUGAUAAGUCAGGAAGUAUGCUAAGCGUGCUCUGAUUGGCCAGUUGGCGCGGUACUGGGUCCCGCCUCCUGCUGAGGGACAGGCCGGAUUGUGCUCGGCUGUAGUUUGGCUGAGGGACGGGCCUGGCGAGGGAGCCGACAAGGGUUCAUACCUUGGGUGACUGACCCUCGCUGCUGACUGGCCACAUCUCCCUCAUGCCGCUUGGACUAGGCCGUCGGAAGAAGGCCCCACCACUGGUGGAGAAUGAGGAAGCCGAGCCUGUUCGUAGUGGUCUGGGUGGGGUGGGGGUAGGAAGCAUGGGUGGGGUGGCAGCGCUUCAACCUGGCCUUCCUCCACCUCCUGCCAGUCUCCGUCCUCGCCUCGUGUUCCACACCCAGUUGGCCCAUGGCAGUCCCACUGGCCGGAUUGAGGGCUUCACCAAUGUCAAGGAAUUGUACAGCAAAAUUGCCGAGGCCUUCAAAAUCUCACCAGCUGAGGUAAUGUUCUGCACCUUAAAUACCCACAAAGUAGAUAUGGACAAGCUGCUGGGUGGCCAGAUUGGCUUGGAGGAUUUUAUCUUUGCCCACACAAAGGGCCAGAGGAAGGAGGUCGAAGUGUUCAAGUCCGAGGAGGCCCUGGGCCUGACCAUCACAGACAACGGUGCUGGCUAUGCUUUUAUCAAGAGAAUCAAGGAAGGCAGUGUUAUUGACCGGAUCCAAGUCAUCAAUGUGGGGGACAUGAUCGAGUCCAUCAAUGGUCAGAGUCUCAUCGGCUGCCGGCACUAUGAAGUUGCCAAAAUGCUCAAGGAUUUGCCCAAAGGCCGCACUUUCGCACUGAAACUCACUGAGCCCCGGAAGGCUUUUGAUAUGAUCAGUCAGAGGUCUGCAGGAAGUAAGCAUGGGGGGAAUACUCAGCUUGGCACUGGAAGAGGUACUUUGCGGCUUCGGGCCAAAGGACCAGCCACUGUGGAGGAACAGCCAUCUGCAUUCGAGGAAAAGGCCAUUGAGAAGGUUGAUGAUCUCCUGGAAAGCUACAUGGGAAUCCGUGACACAGAGCUGGCUGCUACCAUGGUGGAGUUGGGCAAGGACAAGCAGAAUCCCGAUGAAUUUGCCGAGGCUCUAGACGAGCAACUGGGCGACUUUGCCUUCCCUGAUGAGUUUGUCUUUGAUGUCUGGGGAGCCAUUGGCGAUGCCAAGGUUGGGCGCUACUAGGACUCUGCACUCUGCUUGGACCCUGCAGGCAGGACCAUUGGGCAGGCCACUGGCGGGCCUGGCACACCACUGUGCCCUCCCCUUGAUGCUGGGCCACCCACUUCCUCUCCACAGGGGCUGGAGCCAGGGCUAAGGGGGCCAUAGAGCAAUAAUUCACCUGCAUCAGUGACAGGAGUGUAAUGGGACUGAGGCCAGAAACUCUGCUGCUGCUUUCCACCCUGCUGGAGACUCCCUCAGAUCUGAAUGCAGUUAGCCAGGAGUCCCCGAUGGCAGUUUCCUUGCCUGCUAAAGGUGCGGAUCCUCCACUCACACCGUUUACUGUUCUCAGGGAGGUGCAGGUGGCCUUUGCUGGUUUCCAAGUCUACCCUUGCAUGGGGGAGAGCAUAAUAGAGUUCAGGCUGAGGAGGAUCGCCUGCAAUCCAGCUCUCCUGAGAAUGUCCCCCAGGGGCUGCAGGAGGAAUGGAUGGAGUAGGGGUGGACCCUUCGGUGUGAAGGUGCAACCAAAGCUCUGAGCUGGACAUCCCUGCUCUGAGCAGGCGGAGGCCUAAAGCUACACUCCCUGGCUUUUCUCUUGGCAUGAGAAUCCUUUGCUUCUUCAUCUCUGUUCCAUUUUGGUACGAGAUCCGUAUUGACAAGUCCUUCAUCUUGUAAUAGGUCUCUUUCCAUAGCCGUGGUCUCAUUCAUACUCUCACUGACAUGCGUGAAUCUCCUUAGGGAGGGUUCCACUUGCUUAAUGUCCCCCACUCUCCUUGUAGUUUGCUGGAGGUCUUGGACAGGGGAUGCUGGGAAGACACUCCUUACACCUCCUCAAUGGUUGAACAACACCCUACUAAAUAAGCUGGAGGAGGUCAUACCCUUGCCCCUUAUCCAGUUUUCUAGAGGUGUCCCUUCCUUUUGUGCACAAGAUCUGUGGGACUGGACACCAACUCUGUCCCAGAUCUUCCAGCUGAUCUGCCGAUCCUGCCCUGUCUGUCUGACACAACUUGUGAUUUCUUCUUAAUCUGCUUCCCUGCCAUCAGCCACUGAACUGAGCUUGGAUCAGUUUUGGUCCUCCUCCUGGUUGGGCAUGGCUGAGGACCGCACCACAGCACAGCUAAGAGCUGCACAGGAAAACUUGGGCAUAGAGCUGCACACCCAGCCAUAGCCACUCACCCCACCCCACCCCCUGAAUGGGUCUGGCUUGACAACCACGGUCAUUGCGAACUCUGCCACAUAUGUGGCAUCACAAGCAGGCGCACUCCCAGAGUUAUGCAGGGUGUCCAGCCUUUUUUCUCUUUUGUCUUUCCACACUGCACCUGGGCUUCUAGCCCCUGGCAAACUCCUGCUGGGUGGAUAGUGCAAAGACUGUCCCAGGUGCCUCACACAGGUUAUGCCACAGUUGAGCUGUCGUCCCCAUGGCAUUUCCUCCCACUACUGCUGGAGAGACUCCCUCACUCUGGGGAGUUCUCCUCCCAGUGCUCCUCAGCAACAGCAGCAGCAGCAGCAGCAGCAGGGUCCCCCUCACUGUCUAGGUUUGGGCAUGCCCACGUCAAUGUCUGUCUUGACUAAUCUAUCCACUUUGUCAUACUGACCUACCUCCCAGGGUGGCCCAACUGAUGUCUGUAAAGCUCCCUCUGUUUAAAUUAUUUAUGUUUUCUCACUGACACACUCCCCCAAAUGCCGGGCCUCUGCCCUGUGCUGCCUCUCAGUACUGUAGUUUGGGCACUGUCUGGUCACCCCGGGGGUUGUGAAGGUCAAUGACACCUCACAGCUCUAAUUCACCUACUGUAUCUCUAAGACACUAACCCCAGGUGGGGCGUGGGGCCUCCUCUGUCCUCAGGACCACACCUCAAGCUCAGAAGGGGCGAGGCUUCUCCCAAGCCCUGCUGCCUACUUAUGUCCUGGCACUGGAAGCCUCUUGGGUAGACCAGGCACCAUGUCCUUCCUGGGCCUAUUUUUGUAUUCUAUAUGUAAAGCAAACUUUAAGAUAAAAUAUAUUGACACUACUAAA